AAGAGGUCAAUAAAAAUAACGAUACAUUGAUGAUUUGUACGUGUAAAUAGAGAAUUGGUAAAUAAGAACUAAUCUGAAGAUACGGUCGCUAAGUUAAGAUUUUUGCGGAAGUAAAUGAGAACUAAUCUGAAGAUUAUUGAUGCUACUGUCCAUCUCCAGGGGGGGGAGACGGGUAAAGAUAAAUGUGGGAAGAUACGGUCCUAAAUUAGCGCCUAAUAUAAAUGCACCCUUAAUUAUAUCCCUAAUUUGAAUUAUGGUAUAUAAAUGAUAAUUUGACAUUUUUCCUUUUCUUCAUCUGCCAUAAGCAUCUUCACCGCUGUUCCGGCACUUCUGUGGGCUUCUUCUCCGACGACCAAUGUCCGAUCCCAGUUCUACAGCUCAUAUUAAAACUGUGAGGGUUGUGAUUAAAGGGAGAGUACAGGGUGUGACAUAUAGGGGUUGGACAGUAGAUAAUGCGACGGAUUUGGGUUUGAGUGGUUGGGUUAGGAACAGAAAGGACGGCACGGUGGAAGCCAUGUUUUCAGGUAGUUCUGAGAAGGUUCUAGAAAUGGAGCGCCGCUGUUGGGUGGGGCCACCGGCGGCAAAAGUCACCGGCGUGGAUAUUAAUGCUUGUGAUGAAGAUCUGGCCCCGGGUUUUGAAUGUAGGCUAACUGUUUGAUCAAUUGCCUUAUCCAUAAAAUUGUGCUGAAUUUCAUAUAUAACAAUUUUGUUGAGAUCUCUUUAACAGUUGGGACUCUUCUACUUGAAUCGGUUAGAGAAUGUAAUGUGAUAUAUAAUGUAUGUUUAAAUGGUUAAUAUCAUGUUUUCAUGA
Messenger RNA from Nicotiana attenuata, 811 nucleotides. Its product is annotated as acylphosphatase-like. Gene Ontology annotation, molecular function: acylphosphatase activity. NCBI's taxonomy places the organism in Eukaryota, Viridiplantae, Streptophyta, Magnoliopsida, Solanales, Solanaceae. The record is from RefSeq and is a predicted model, not a curated record. The transcript is spliced from 2 exons. The coding region runs from base 356 to 658 and encodes 100 amino acids.